AUGCAUGGCGAGAUGACCAGCGAGAAUUUGAGCCGAGCUUCCAAUCCGCCUUUCUGCCAGGCCGCUCGUAUCGAAUAUAACCAAAUCGCCGAAGAAGAAGCUACACUUGCACAGGCACGCUUUCAGGAUGUCUUUGGUGUUCUCGCAGAACUGGAUGGGAAACUGAGCACCAACCAGACUAUGAUUGCGCAUAUGAGAAUAAAGCACGACAAUGGUAUGAACGGCAUCACAGAAGCUGUCCCCAAACUUAACAAGCUGGUUCAGCCCGUUUUACAAGAAGCGCGGCCCUCCGCCCUUGAUCCUGGUCUGGUACCCGUGAAUCGGCAAUCCAAGGUCAGCGGUCUACAGAUUCUUCAAGCAGGGGCCUCUGCACUAGGGAUUCUGACGGGCGUCGUGACAUUUGUGGAAGAUUACAUCGUUGGGUUCGAGGCCACCCUUGGAAGCCAUACCAGCAUCCGAGCAUAA
Messenger RNA from Cladophialophora bantiana CBS 173.52, 465 nucleotides. RefSeq lists its product as uncharacterized. Bases 1 to 465 code for a protein of 154 amino acids. NCBI's taxonomy places the organism in Eukaryota, Fungi, Ascomycota, Eurotiomycetes, Chaetothyriales, Herpotrichiellaceae. The transcript is spliced from 2 exons. The record is from RefSeq and is a predicted model, not a curated record.